AACUGGGUGCAGUUCUCUGGCCUGCGUUAUCCAGGAGCUCAGCCUUGGUCCCUCCUGGCCUGGGAAUCUACCAAUCUCCGCCAUGACUUCUUGGAAUCCAUCUUCUCGCUCUGGUGCCACCCCGGGGACAGGGAAACAAAGAUCCUAUGAUCAUAUGUGGUCUCAAAAAGUUAUCACGAUACAGACAGACAAAGAGAAAUGCCAUUGAGUUGUGUGUUAGGCCUUUUACUUCACUUGGCCAAUUAACUUCUAUAAUUGGUAAUUUUAUCUUCAUUAAUAGCUGCCAAUUAUUGGUUACUUGUUAGUCACUAUUGGCUGCCAGCUGUUGGUUAUUUAAUAACCACCAUUAGCUGUCAGAUUAUUUCAUAGUGACAGUGUGGAGAAAUGGAAAAUAAAAGUUUUGCUGAAAAAUGGAAAACUGACAAAAUCAGAAUCUUUUCAUGCAAAUUUCCAUUUUCAAAGAGCAGCCAAAUUUUAGUAUCUCUUGGGUUUCUGUCUUCACAUUUUUAGGUAGCUAUCAUUGUUUCUCAGGUUUCAAUCUUCAGUUUUCCGUCUUUGGUUUUCAGUUCUGGUUUAUCGUGUUUUGGUCCAGGCUUGUCAGUUAUGUGGCUCUAAUUAUCACUUUACAUAUCUACCAUAUCAGAUUUUGUUUUUCAUUUCAGGGCUGUUUGUUAUUGGUUUUCUGUUCUUGUGUAUUAAUUACAAGAUUUCACUGUAUGUUUUUUCAGCUUCACUUAUUAUGGUCUCUCUAUUGAUUAUCAGCUUUUCGUUUUCUUUAUAAAUUUAGGGUGUUUAAACAUUUUUUUUCAGUUCUGCUAUUCACUUAUUGCUCCUUUUCACUAUUGGUUUUCUGCCUUUGACUAUUCAUUUUCUAAUUUUGACUAGGUUUUGUGACCUUGAUCUGGUUUUCAUACUUCAAUUACUGGUUUUCUAUUUUGGCUAUUGGUUUUCUGAUUUCAAUUAGUACUUUUCUGGCGUUGAUUACUGAGGGCUUCUGCAUUCAGUAAUUGGUAUUCUGAUAUUGAUUCCUGGUUUUCUGUCUUUGACUUUUGGUUUUCUUGGCUUCUAUAUCUGGUUUUCUGACUUCCAUUUCUGGUUUAGACUCUUUGACUAUUGGUUUUCUUGACUUCAAAUGCUAUUUUUUAUUAUUGUUGAUUUUCAGACUCUGUUUCCCAAUAUCUUACUUUGAUUACUGGUUUUCUAGCUUUGAUGACUAUGAUUAGUGGUUUCCUGUUUUUGACCAUUGGUUUUCAGAUAUUAAUGAUUAGUUCAUUGAUUGAUUUCUUUCACUGCUUUUCUGGUUUCAGUAACUUGUUUUCUGAUUUCAAUGACUAGUUUUCUGCCUUUGAUUAUUUCUUUUCUGACUCUAGUUAUUGGUUUGCUGAGUUCCAUGACUGGCUUUCUGUGUCUUCAAUGACUGCUUUUCUAUAAUCAACAAUUGGCUUUUCUGGGUUUAGUUAUUGCUUUUAUAAUAACUAGUGAUUAGAAUAACUAAUAAUCUGUGAUUACUAGUGUUGAGUUAUCAGCAUUUGAAACUAUGUUUUUGUCUCAUUUCAUCAAUUUUCUCUCUUCAAUUAUUAGUUUUCACUUAACGUUGUUUGGGUUUUAUUUAGUUUCAAGACCUUUAUGUCACGGGUUUAUUUUGCACCACCUAUCUUGAUGGAUCACCUUGAGUCACCUGUGGGGGGAUCUUUUGUUCAAGAUGGAAAAAAAAUUCCUUGUCUCUCUCUCGCUGCAUCGCAGAUGUUCGUUCAUGUUGCGAAGGAGGUCGGAGAGACCUGCAGUCUGCCCCCAAUCCAGCGCCUGGACCUGUUGGUGCGAGAUUGGCAGCUCUCCGAAGCCUACGGCGCAGAAGAGGGACAGGAGUAUCUCAAAGACAUCACACAGGACCUGGCAGCCUUUUCUGAGCAGCCUCUGGUGUUGGGAGCCCUGAGGGCGAGAGGGACCCGGUGCUACCUACUGCCCCACCCAGGCACUGGGUUCAUCAAGAGCAGGGCAGGGACGCCAGGCGACAUGGACGAGGAUUUCCGGCAGUCCCUGUGUGAGUACGUCACCAGUGUGGUGCACUCAGCAGGGACACACGUCCGGAUGGACCGAGCCGGGCAGGUGCUGACAGGGGCUCAGCUGGCUGCCAGGAUCAAGGACGUCUCCCGAUACUUGAAGACCCAACGCUAUGACUUCUCCUCCCCCCUGAAGAUGGCUGAAGCAUUUGCAGCGAUGAGAAAGGAGAAAAACAGCAAAGCAGUAGAAGCCGCCAGGAGAGAAUAUGAACAAUUUGUGCAGGAGCUGGACCGUGGCCACCAGAGUAUAAACUGCUGCCUGAGGGUGAAGCCUGAGGAGAUGAAGAGACGGCUGGAGGGGAAACGCAGGGAGCUGCUGAAGCAUUGCCAGGGGCAGCUGUGGGGCGAGGACACCCAGAAACAGGCUGCCCUGAAGGUGCUGGAGCAGGGGCUGGCCAGGAAGACGUCCAAGUUCCUAACGGCCUACGGACAGUGCUUUAAAGAGAAGGCUGUGCGGUUGGGCCUGUACAUUGGAGGGAGUGUCCUGGCUGUGGUGGGUGCGGGUGUUGUGGCGGGCAUCAGCCCAAGUUUGGUGGUCAAGGUCGGAGCGGGGGGCCUUGUCCUGAUCAGGAGGCUGGUGGGAAGAUGGGUGUGGGGCUAAUUUGGUUUUAGAAUACAACAGGCACCAACGCCCCAGGGCAGGGGGAUGAGGGGCAGGGUAUUCAGAUCAGGAGCCCCUGCUGCGGGGUGACAGAUAGUGGGGAAGAACCAUCACACCCCACCCCGUGCAAGUCUCUGUCCCAGCCCUCAGCACUGGGAACCUCUGUAUGCAAAGGAUGGGGAUAGAUAGAUA
Trachemys scripta elegans is the source of this 2853-nucleotide messenger RNA. Its product is annotated as RING finger protein 112-like. Bases 1627 to 2661 code for a protein of 344 amino acids. Lineage: Eukaryota; Metazoa; Chordata; Testudines; Emydidae. Gene Ontology annotation, biological process: protein homooligomerization; endoplasmic reticulum organization. The transcript has 7 exons. Gene Ontology annotation, molecular function: GTP binding; GTPase activity. The record is from RefSeq and is a predicted model, not a curated record.